GUACUACUCGGUGCUCUGCUUCUCUCAUUUUGUAGUGAAGUGAAGAACCCUAAAAAUCAUUGCUUUAUUAAAAAGCAUCGAUGGAUUCGGCGUUUGUGGACAGAGCUUGGGACAAAUGGGUUACUACGGGUAACGUUGGUUCUUCAGGUAAUCCAUUGAAGGCUGCUAUUUUGAUUAACUAUGAUCCUACAGGACCUUCUCGUCUCUUAUCAACAAUAGCUAAACAAGAAGGGAUUGAUAUCUAUCCAGUUGAUCUAAAGCAAUUUAUAGAUUUCAUGAGAUGUGGCAAUCUUCCUACUGAGACUUUUGUUCUUGGAUCCAACCAAUACAUAAUAACAUCUAUUCAUGAGAACUGGUUCGCUGCUAGGUGUUUAAACACUUCCCAGCCUGCUGGUGAAGGAGCUAUUGUUAUGCAGACUGCGGUUUACGUGUUGGUUGCUCUAUAUGAUGGAUCAAUUGGUUCAGCUUCUCAAGCUAUGGCUGCAGCUGAUCAGUUUGCAUCGCAGCUGAGUCGGAAAAACUUCUAGCAUCAUCAUUUGCGAAAUCACGAGUAUUUACAUUGUUCUCUGUUAUCAAUGUAAACAAGCUUUGACUAUGUUUUGUGAAGGAUCUUUGUGUUUCGAUAACUGGUUUUUCAUUUUAUCUCAUCUUAAUCAAUUGGUUUUUGAACAAGUCAUAUCAGCAUGUACAGUCGUUUUGAUUCAGUUCCAGUCCUGAAUGCUUGUUGGAUUUCCUUU
Messenger RNA from Arabidopsis thaliana (thale cress), 737 nucleotides. RefSeq names its product Profilin family protein. Gene Ontology annotation, molecular function: actin binding. NCBI's taxonomy places the organism in Eukaryota, Viridiplantae, Streptophyta, Magnoliopsida, Brassicales, Brassicaceae. The transcript has 5 exons. The coding region runs from base 81 to 527 and encodes 148 amino acids. The record is from RefSeq and is marked reviewed.